UACAUCACUAUUUGAUUUACGUGUCAUUGAUAUAACCAUGUUUAAAUUAUUAUAUUUCAUUUUCUUCACUUUACAAUGUUUUCUUUGUAACUCAAAAACGAAUGCAGAAAUAAUAAAUACGAAUGUAGAAAGAGUGUUGGAUUUAUCUUCACAACUUGUGAAGACUACUAUCAAAAUUUCAGCUGAGGACACAACCGGCGAACCCAUAACCGAAUACGUGUUUCUCGUAGCGGAGCCCAAUCUUGCAUUUAUUUCUUUAAAAGACGGAACGGAGAAACAUAUCCAGCUACGAAAAAAUAAGGAGAAUAUUCAUGGUGAACAAACUUUUACGCUUAUUUUUACAAAAGGAUCUCCCAAGAAAUCUUUUGUAAUCGAGACAGUCUCCUCUAAAAACUUACGAGCGCAUCCUGAAGAAAUUGAACAAAAUGAUAAGCAAUUAGUUAAAUAUAAUGGAAGCUUAUAUUUGUAUUCAAAAUAUAAGACUAUCAUGCAGAAAACCAAUGUUAAACUCAGUUCUUCGAAUAUACUAUUCCACACCCAAUUAAAGCCGUUUUCAGUAGGAUCAAACAAAAUUAUUUUAGGGCCUUACGAAGAUGUUGAAGCCUUAUCUCAGCAAGAGUUAGUUAUUCAUUAUGAAAAUCAAACGCCAUUUAUAACAGUCAACGCAUUGGAGCGAAAUAUUGAAUUGUCUCAUUGGGGUAACAUCGCAGUCAAGGAAGAAAUUCAAUUGACUCACGCUGGAGCUAAAUUAAAAGGUUCAUUUUCCCGAUACGAUUUUCAAAAGGAAGGUCGCUCUGAUCACUCUGCUGUAAAAUCAUAUAAAACGUAUUUACCGGCCUCUGCAUCUGGAGUCUAUUACCGAGACACAAACGGCAAUAUAUCGACAUCAAAUAUGAAUUUAGUUCGCGAUUUUAUAGAACUUGAGCUAAGGCCACGGUUUCCUCUUUUUGGUGGAUGGAAAACAAAAUAUACUCUUGGCUAUAAUGUUCCCUCAUACGAAUAUAUGUACAAUGAUGGCAACAAAUACCAGUUGAAGAUGCACUUAAUAGACCAUAUUUAUGAUAAUAUGGUUAUCGAUGAAGCUAUUAUAAAUAUUAUUCUACCAGAGGGGUCCACACAAAUACAAUUCUCGACGCCAUAUCAAAUAAGUCGCCGACCAAAUGAGCUAGUGCACACCUAUUUAGAUACGAUUGGACGCCCGGUUGUUACAUUCUCCAAGUCUAAUUUGGUGGAAAGUCACAUUUCUGAUUUUACUCUUAAUUAUAGUUUUGAAAAGGUGUCAUUGCUUCAAGAACCUUUACUGGUUAGUGCUUUUAUUUAUGUCAUAUUUUUAUUUACAAUUGUUUUAUUACGUUUGGACUUCUCAAUUACUUCACAUUCACAUAAAGAAUAAUUAAAUCGCUUCGUAUGCAUUAAAUACUUUGAAAAUAAAUAAAGUGGAUACCAAAAUUUA
Molecule: messenger RNA, 1453 nt
Organism: Drosophila obscura
Lineage: Eukaryota; Metazoa; Arthropoda; Insecta; Diptera; Drosophilidae
Product: dolichyl-diphosphooligosaccharide--protein glycosyltransferase subunit 1
Exons: 2
Coding region: 38-1393 (451 amino acids)
Cellular component (GO): oligosaccharyltransferase complex; membrane
Source: RefSeq, a predicted model, not a curated record